This is a messenger RNA of Ooceraea biroi (clonal raider ant), 3112 nucleotides long. RefSeq names its product bone morphogenetic protein 4. Lineage: Eukaryota; Metazoa; Arthropoda; Insecta; Hymenoptera; Formicidae. The record is from RefSeq and is a predicted model, not a curated record. Gene Ontology annotation, cellular component: extracellular region. Gene Ontology annotation, molecular function: cytokine activity; growth factor activity.
UCGCGGCCAAGACCUCCCAUAUACCACUUAGCAUCCCGUUCGGUUCGGCAGUCUCCUCCGUGCGCGAUUCACUUCUCUCUUUCUCUUUCUCUCUCUCUCUCUCUCUCUCCCUGUCUUUCUCCCUUUGCGCUGAUAAGGGCGAUAAUAAAGACGAUUGAUCAGGAAGAAGCACGUUGUCCUUUCUGGUUGCGAUGAAGACAUAGUCGAUACGCGACUGCGACUGAUCUUCUUGCGUGCGAUUUCCUGGGAUUGAAGAUCGACGCGCGAUCGAACAAAUAAAAGGCAGUUUGGUCUCGGCGAAAUCGGGGCGCGAGUAAAUCCUCGCCUUCUCGCGACACGUGGAUCCUCGCUUCGACGGUGAUGACGAGAAGUGUCCCGUCCUUUUUGCUGGUGGUGUUGCUCUCGCUGACGUCUCUGAACGAUGUCGACGCGCAUCCGAAAUCGGACUUUGUCGAGGACGGAGACGGUCCCGAGCGAGAACUCGAGGUCUCAUCGUGGUCUCUUGGCCAGCUAGCGGAGAAAAACGACCUUGCACCCCGGCAAGACGAGGCUCUGCAGAAGAUACAAGAGAUUCUUGGUAUUCGGAGCCAAAGCGAGAACCUGACGCACCGCAAAGUGCCGCCGCAAUUUAUGAUGGAACUGUACAACACCAUCGCCGAUCCUAGCGGAAUCACGCGAGGUCGGAAUCCCUACGACGCCAAGGUGGUGCGCAGCUUCGUCGAAAAGGGUAAUGAUUUCGACGCUACCCUGUCGCGUUUCUACUUCUUCAACAUCUCGGGCCUCGAAAUAAACGAAUCGGUGCUGGAGGCUGAAUUGCAUCUGUACAGAAAGAAAAUGUCCACGAAGAACGGGCGUUCAUCGACGCUCACGUCGCCUUAUUAUUUGAUAAGAGUGUAUCAAGUCCUGAACGAUCGCAGCCUCGGCGUGCCAGAACUUCAUAGAUUGCUGAACGUCCGUUACGUCGGUGCGCACGCUUCCGGCUGGCAGGUGUUCAAUGUGAAGGAAGCUGUUCUUGGAUGGAUGAGCGGCGAGCCGAAUCUAGGUCUUCUAGUGACAGCGUCGAAUCUGUUCGAAGACGGGGUGUCGGUAGAGUUCUCUCGUCGGAACGACUACCAUCACAGCAGGCAGCCGAUAUUGGUGCUCUUCGACGAUGACAGCGGUGAGUGUAACCGAUUCUCUAGCGACGGGACGCCGGGCAACGCUGCGCCGCCGCGAUACUACGCUUACGGGAACCAGGACGAUGACGAGGAGGACCAGGAGAAUGGGUUCAUCUACGGGAAGAAUGCAAAGAGCGAGAAGAUUAAUUUGGAGAACGGCUACAACGGCGAGGAGCGUUACAAGAGGCAUAAGAGGCAGGAAGAAGACGGUGACGGCGGUCAACCGGAAGAGGUCCUACUGGUUGACAGACAUGGACCGGAAUUUUUUCAGCGGCAGAAGAAGGGACGCGAAGAAGAUGUAGCUUCCCACUACGAUGUCUCUCGGUCCGAAACCUUGGCUCUCGAAGCAACAACGAGGCGUCGUCGUCGCAACACCGCGACGUCGUCCAGGAAACGCGCUGCCAAGGUUAUUUCGAACAAUCGCAGAAGAAUCACGAAGGUAUUAACGUCGAUGGACGUUUACGGAAGGGCGACGCAUCGAGAGAGACCAGGGCAGGCAGUGCGAGAUCGGUUGGCAAGACGAUCGAUCGCGCAGCAGCGUCGACUAACGCGCUCGACGAGCAGUCCGAGCACUCCAGUGGCCCAACAAAACACCACGGAAUGCACGAGGCACGAGCUCUACGUGGAUUUUCGCGACAUUGGGCUGUCGUCUUCGAUAAUCGCGCCACCCGGUUACUCCGCCUACCAGUGCAAGGGAGUGUGCGAGUCACCCCUCAGUCAAGAUCAACAGCCAACGAAUCACGCGACGAUACAAGCGAUCGUGCACAAGAUGGGGCUAGUCAGAGGAGUUGAAAGACCUUGCUGCGUGCCAACCAAACUGCUGAGUACCAGCAUCCUCUUUUACGACGACAAUGAGAACGUCGUGCUCAAGAUGUACGAGGACAUGAUCGCGGAUAGUUGCGGGUGCCGUUAAAACGAGCGUCUCGGACGCGUUUCAAGCUGAAAAAUCCUGAACCUGAUUGCGACGCACAAUUCCGAACAAAAGGAACCUGCUGCAAGAGGAGUAUGUAUUAAAAAUACGUUCGAAGUAAAAAGAAGAGUCUCUGCAAACCCAAGUCCCGAUCAUUAACUCUUUUAAUGUGAUAUCUAGAAAGAACGAUAUUCUAUUCUAAUUAUUAAUUCUAAUAGAAUAUUUUUCCUUUUACAUACCACGGGAUGUCCGAGUAGUGAUCUAACCAACACUUGUAUAAAGGUAGAGUGGGUUGAGUUGAACCAAAAAGUACUGUUUUGCGAUCCGCGCUUAGACUUGCAAAUCUUAAUCAAUUAAUAACUCUUUUAUUAUUUUAAGAUUGCAACAAUACCUCCAUACAAGCAUUGGCUAGAUCAUUACCGGACACCUUGUACAAGAGAAACUACUAUUUUUUUAUCAAUCCCUAUAAAAUAACAAUAUUAAGCGAGAGAUCUUAAUUAUUAUUAACUUUUAUUGCAUCUCGAAUGCACACAGAUGUUUGCAACUGAAGAGUUAAGCGAAUAACUUGUUUUUAUUGUAAACAGUCAUCUCGUUGACUGACUGUACUUUUUUUCGAUUGCCUCGUAGUUCAAUCAUGCAAGAAUACAGUGACUCACUUGCGAAUCCACAAAUGAAAAUACUUCACUUGCCAGAAGCGUAAAGUUCUUAGCAAAUUAACAGAAGAUUCUCUCGGCACCGUCAACUCGCUCCCUCGAAACUCAUCCAACAAUUCUGAUCGAUGAUAUGCUGCAGCUACUUUGUACAUAAGAACAUUCCCAAGUGCGCGUAACAUCACGUAUAUUAACAAAAUACGUGCAUAUUUAUAUACUACUACUUGGUACUCUCUGUUAGGUUGUUAAAUUAUUGAUAUAUAAUCCCGCGGUUGGACGCAUAAACUUCCAACUGUAUAUAUAUAUAACGAGGCGAAGCGUUCCGCCGGAUUUAUUUAUAGCCACUCUAUAAGUAAAACUAGAAAAGAAGGAAUAAAUGAUAUUUAAAUAAUAAU